ACGUGGGAAGCGUCUUCUCCGAAAGCACUCAUAACUUCUCUUCAUUUUUUCUUCGAGGGUUCCUCAAAAUCACUCCAGAUCCUCGCCGGUGGCAUUCCGAUUUAGAGUUCCUUUGUUGCGAUCUCUGGAAUACUCCAAGCAACGAAAUGAUGGCCAGAAAGUCUGUUUUGAAUCCGUAUGCCACUCCAUAUGUACCUCUUUCGGAAAUGUUUUCUGGAAUGAGCUUCGAAGAAAAGAACAAAGCUGGCAAAGGAAUUCUGGAUGAAUCUAAGGAGAAGAACACUGUGAAUUGCCUGGUUGCUGGUACUACUUCAUCGUAUGGUGUCCAAAAUGCUGUGAAACCGGACAAUUUUGAGGAGCUGCCGACAAAGAUUGGCCAGAACAGUGGUUCUCCUGACAUGCACACUCUUCCGGAUGAGACUGCUGAAUAUGAGGACUUUGGCGGCAUGAAUGAUCAUGCAUUGAAGAUGGAAACUCUCUCCUCCUUGUAUCCAGAUAUCUCAGUGGAAUCUCUUGCUGAAGUUUUAUAUGUGAACUAUGGUAAUCUGAAUGACGCUAUUGAUAUGCUGGAGCAAUUCGAGAAUGAAGGGUUUGAUUCUGGUGAUUUUCCUGAAAGUUCAGAGGCGAGAAACAACUUCGACCCUACUUCACUGGAAGGUAGUUCCAGUGGGACAAACAACAGUGGCUGAUAGUUGUGAGGGUUGUGAAUGAUGAUAUUAUACCGUAUCGAUUCUGCUUAGCAAUUGUGUAAUUCCCAUACAUCGUGUGUAGGAUCAUUUAGGUUUUCCUGCUUCAAAAAAUUGCAGCAUGGACUGGUUUGUUUUGUUGUUAUAGGAUUGAUGUCUGAAAUGUUUUGCUUUCAGGUUGAUAAUAUGAUAUAGCCAUUCAAUAUCCAAAGGAUUGUACAGAUUCUCCAACUCUAUCAUAGAUUGUUCAUACUGGUUGAACAUGUGCAUGAAAUUUUCAUGGAUUUUAUCCUUUUUC
This is a messenger RNA of Dioscorea cayenensis subsp. rotundata (Guinea yam), 984 nucleotides long. RefSeq lists its product as uncharacterized. The record is from RefSeq and is a predicted model, not a curated record. Gene Ontology annotation, molecular function: ubiquitin binding. The transcript has 3 exons. The coding region runs from base 147 to 689 and encodes 180 amino acids. Lineage: Eukaryota; Viridiplantae; Streptophyta; Magnoliopsida; Dioscoreales; Dioscoreaceae.